AUGAUAGGUUGCAACCGUGGUUGGGAAUCCAUGCUGGAUGAUUCGUAUUCUUUCUUAGAUAAACCAGUUUUCUUUGAGUUUCUUCAGGAUUUCUUGGAUGUGUUUGUAACAUUAGAAGAAUGUAAACUGUUUGUUUCCUCUUACGGGAAUUCGGGCCAGCGCUAA
Molecule: messenger RNA, 165 nt
Organism: Laccaria bicolor S238N-H82
Lineage: Eukaryota; Fungi; Basidiomycota; Agaricomycetes; Agaricales; Hydnangiaceae
Exons: 1
Coding region: 1-165 (54 amino acids)
Source: RefSeq, a predicted model, not a curated record